Cynara cardunculus var. scolymus (artichoke) is the source of this 3099-nucleotide messenger RNA. RefSeq names its product receptor-like protein EIX2. Gene Ontology annotation, molecular function: protein binding. The coding region runs from base 1 to 3099 and encodes 1032 amino acids. Lineage: Eukaryota; Viridiplantae; Streptophyta; Magnoliopsida; Asterales; Asteraceae. The record is from RefSeq and is a predicted model, not a curated record. The transcript has a single exon.
AUGAGUUGUUCGUCAUGUUUCUUUUUCCUACUCCUUCUUAUGUCCUUUUUUCAUUUAUGUUUAUCCACUCAAAAUUUCAGUAAUGUACUAUGCAAGGACGUCGAGAGACAAGCACUUCUCCGGUUCAAGCAAGGUGUCAUAGAUCAUGGAGACCAACUUGCUUCAUGGGUUAGUGAGGAAAAAGAGUGUUGUAGUUGGGUUGGGAUUGUUUGUGACAAUUUUACUGGUCAUGUUCAUCAGAUUCGUCUCCGUGGAGUUGAUGGUAAUUGUCGUGUCAACGAUUACACAACUACCAAACCAUACGACGAAGCCUCACAAGAGAUGUUAGGAGGGGAUAUAAGUUCAUCCUUGUUGCAUCUGAAGCAACUCAGACAUCUAGACUUGAGUUGCAAUGAUUUUGGAGGGAUCCAAAUUCCUAGCUUUAUGGGUUCUCUUGCAAAUUUGAGAUAUCUUAACCUCUCGAGUUCCAGAUUUGGUGGAAUUAUCCCUCCUCAACUAGGGAAUCUUUCAGAAUUGCAAGUCCUCGGUCUUGGAAGUUUUUAUGAUAAAACUUUUGGAUCUGAAUCAACUCAGCUAUUGAACAUGCAGUGGUUGUCAAGUCUACGUUCGUUGCAUCACCUGGAUAUGAGUGGUGUGGACCUAAGCAAAGCAAUCAAUUGGUUUCAGGUGAUGAACACCCUCCCUUCUUUGGUCAAACUACAUUUGUCCUCUUGUCAACUCCCUCAUGUACAUCCCUUUGUUCCUAGUCUUAAUAUAACAUCCCUUUCCUUGCUUGACCUUUCUGGUAACUACUUUGAUAGUAGUUUUGUGCCACGGUGGAUUUUCAGUAUAACAGGUCUAGUUUCAUUGGAUUUAACCGAGUGUAAUUUUCAUGGCCCUAUUCCUAGUAGUAUUGAUAGCUUCCGUAACUUGACUGCUCUCAAGUUUCUUCAUGUUUCUGGGAAUGAUUUCAUGAAUUCCUCAUUCGUAUUAAAAGGGUUAUCUAGUAUCGGUAGUACUCUCAUCUCUUUAGAUAUUAGUUCUUGUGGUGUUUCAAGUCCAGUUCUCGACACCCUUCACAACUUGACCUCUCUUCAUAGCCUUGAUAUGUCAAAUAAUCAACUUACCAAGGCAAUACCUAAAUCAUUGGCUGACCUUUGUAGUUUGAGAAAUAUUGAUUUGGAAAACAAUAAUUUUCAAAAUAUGAGUUUGAUAUUCCUUCUUGGAAGUAUUUUCGAGUGCGAAUCACCACGAUUGGAGUCAUUAUCCCUUACAAACUCAAAAAUAUCUGGUCAUCUUCCAGAUUCAAUCGGGAGACUAUCUUUUCUUAGGUCAUUAUCACUUUCAGACAAUCUAAUUUCUGGUUCAAUUCCAAACUCAAUUGGACGAUUAUUGUCGUUGGAGAUAUUAGAUCUACGUAUUAACCAACUAAAUGGCAGCCUUCCUGAAAGCAUCGGUUUACUUUCAAAAUUGGAAUUUUUAGGAUUUUCUUACAAUUUGCUGACGGGUGUCGUGACUGAAGCUCACUUCGCAAAACUAGCAAGACUGAAAGUUUUAUGGGGAACCGGCAACAACUUGGUCCUAAGACCGCGCGUUGCAAACUGGACUCCCUCUUUCCAUCUGCAGACAUUGGGUUUAAACUCUUGGGAUUUAGGUCAUCAAUUUCCAUUGUGGCUACAAUUUCAGAGGAAUUUAAUAAGAUUGGAAUUAAUCAACACAAGCAUUUCAUCAACCAUCCCUGAGUUGUUUUGGAGAUCAAUCCCCAAUCUAGAAACUUUAAAAAUGUCGCAAAAUAAUUUCCAAGGAAGGUUGUUUGGUUUCCCUGCAUCACUUGCAGUUAUCGACUUAAGCUCUAACAACUUUAGCGGGCCAUUACCACAACUCCCAAAAAGUUCUUCUGUGAAUACCCUCGAUCUAUCAAAUAAUUCCUUUGUGGGAUCUUUACAUCAUUUGUUGUGUCUCUAUGGUGGGGAAAGCCUAGAUUUUCUUAAUCUCGCAAACAAUCAACUAUCGGGAGUCAUUCCUAAGUGUUGGGUGAAGUGGCCGAAUUUGUCAUUCUUAAACUUGGACAACAACAAUUUUUCUGGUGUCAUUCCAAGAACAUUGGGAUCUUUAUCGUCACUAGGAACAUUGAACAUGUGCAACAACAAGCUCUCUGGAAGAUUGCCCGUUUCUCUAAGGAACUUGAAGAACUUGGAGAUCCUUCAACUUGCUAGAAAUGAACUUGCUGGAAGAAUUCCAACAUGGUUUGGGAGAGAACUCUCAAGUUUGAGAAUUCUCAACCUUCGUUCAAACAAAUUUGAUGGAGAUAUUCCUCGUGAGCUAUGUGAUCUUACUGUGAUUCGGAUCUUGGUCCUCGCUCAUAAUAAUCUAUCAGGAAAUAUUCCAAGAUGUUUCAACAAAUUCGAUGUCCUCUCAGGGAAAGAUACUACCCCAGAUGGUCGAAUCUUUACUUUAUCGAGACUUGGGACAGACCUUUUGGGUAGUGCCUCUUUGGUUACCAAGGGACGAGAGGACACUUAUAGCACUAUUCUUAGACUAGUGAUGAUAUUGGACCUUUCUAGUAACAAUUUUUCUGGGCACAUCCCAAGUGAGCUGAUGACUCUUCAGGCAUUACAAUCUUUGAAUUUAUCAAGAAAUCAAUUGACAGGAAGGAUUUCAGAGAAUAUUGGAGAUAUGAAAUCACUUGAAUCUUUUGAUAUAUCUCUGAACCAACUUUCUGGGGAACUUCCUAUGAGUUUGUCAAGCUUAAGUUUCUUGAGUAGCUUCAAUGUGUCCUACAACAAUUUGACUGGAAGAGUCCCAUCAAGCACGCAGCUUCAGGGCUUCAAUGAGUCCAGCUUCUUCGGAAACCAACUCUGUGGAGAUCCACUAACUAGACGUUGUAGAAUUGAAGUACCUGAUAGAGACGAACAAGAAGAUCAUGAUGGUUCGCAUGGAACAGAAUGGGGAUUGAUUAUUAGCACAGUGUCUGGAUUUAUUGUUGGUUUUUGGGUUGUCUUGGCUCCAUUGUUAGUUAGCACAUCAUGGAGGAUUACAUAUUUCAGUUUCUUGAGAGAUAUGUGGUAUAAGUUUUAUGAUUUUAUUCGUAAAUACUGCUGUAACAUGUUUCCUAAAUGA